Messenger RNA from Myotis daubentonii (Daubenton's bat), 4637 nucleotides. It is a transcript of the gene LDB3, whose product is annotated as LIM domain binding 3. Lineage: Eukaryota; Metazoa; Chordata; Mammalia; Chiroptera; Vespertilionidae. The record is from RefSeq and is a predicted model, not a curated record. Gene Ontology annotation, cellular component: adherens junction; stress fiber; filamentous actin. Gene Ontology annotation, molecular function: actin binding; muscle alpha-actinin binding. Gene Ontology annotation, biological process: muscle structure development; actin cytoskeleton organization; heart development.
CGGGCGGGCACAGUGUAGGGUUACAGUCCAUUUAUGGGCGCAGCAGAGGGCAGAUAUCAGUGUCGAUGGCAUUUGUUCCCAGCUAUUCUUAGGAGCCUCUCAGAAGCGCCACACAGCCCAGCCAACAGCCAGGGACAGAGCAGAGGCUGCCGCUGUCCGCACCAGCAUGUCUUACAGCGUGACCCUGGCGGGGCCUGGGCCCUGGGGCUUCCGUCUGCAAGGGGGCAAGGACUUCAACAUGCCGCUCACCAUCUCCCGGAUCACACCAGGCAGCAAGGCGGCACAGUCCCAGCUCAGCCAGGGGGACCUCGUGGUAGCCAUCGACGGCGUGAACACAGACACCAUGACCCACCUGGAGGCCCAGAACAAGAUCAAGUCCGCCAGCUACAACCUGAGCCUCACCCUGCAGAAGUCGAAGCGACCCAUUCCCAUCUCCACGGCAGCGCCCCCGAUCCAGUCUCCUCUGCCAGUGAUCCCCCACCAGAAGGUGAUAGCCAACUCUCCAGCCAAUGCGGACUACCAGGAGCGCUUCAACCCCAAUGCCCUGAAGGACUCGGCCCUGUCCACCCACAAGCCCAUCGAGGUGAAGGGGCUGGGCGGCAAGGCCACCAUCAUCCACGCACAGUACAACACGCCCAUCAGCAUGUACUCCCAGGACGCCAUCAUGGACGCCAUUGCUGGGCAGGCCCAGGCCCAGGGCAGUGACUUCAGUGGGAGCCUUCCCGUUAAAGACCUCGCUGUGGACAGCGCCUCUCCCGUGUACCAGGCUGUGAUUAAGAACCAGAACAAGCCGGAAGAUGAGGCUGAUGAGUGGGCCCGCCGCUCCUCCAACCUUCAGUCUCGUUCCUUCCGCAUCCUGGCCCAGAUGACAGGAACUGAGUACAUGCAAGACCCUGAUGAAGAAGCUUUGCGAAGGUCAAGCACCCCUAUUGAGCAUGCUCCAGUGUGCACCAGCCAGGCCACCACACCGCUGCUGCCCGCUUCUGCCCAGCCGCCUAUUGCUGCCUCUCCCAGCGCAGCCUCGCCACCCCUGGCUGCAACCGCUGCCCAUGCUGCCGCUGCCUCUGCCUCGGCCCCUGCUUCAAGCCCUGCGGACAGUCCCAGGCCCCAGGCUUCUGCUCACGGUGCGGCCCCGGCGACCGCUCCAGCACCUGCUGCCCAUCCGUACACGGAAGCCCCAGCAGCUGCUGCGCCCAGGCCUCGGGUUGUCACCACUGCCAGCAUUCGGCCUUCUGUCUACCAGCCAGUGCCUGCAAAUACCUACAGCCCUUCUCCGGGGGCCAAUUACAGCCCAACCCCCUAUACCCCCUCGCCUGCCCCCGCCUACACCCCCUCCCCUGCCCCUGCCAAUACCCCCUCGCCUGCCCCCACCUACUCCCCCUCCCCAGCACCAGCCUACACCCCCUCGCCUGCCCCGAGCUAUGAGCCUGCACCCUCAGUGGCCCACAGCAGGGGUCCUGCUGAAUCUGCCAGCCGCCCCCCUUGGGCCACAGACGACAGCUUCUCUCAGAAGUUUGCUCCUGGCAAGAGCACCACUUCUAUCAGCAAGCAGCCCCUGCCUGGAGGGACCUCUGCCUACACCCCAGGUUCCCAGGUGUCCCCCCUCGCCAGGGGCACCUUCCAGAGGGCUGAGCGCUUCCCAGCCAGCAGCCGGACUCCGCUCUGUGGCCACUGCAACAACGUCAUCAGGGGCCCCUUCCUGGUAGCCAUGGGCCGCUCCUGGCACCCAGAGGAGUUCAACUGCGCCUACUGCAAGUCCUCCCUGGCCGACGUGUGCUUCGUGGAGGAGCAGGGCGCCGUGUACUGCGAGCGGUGUUACGAGCAGUUCUUUGCCCCGAUCUGUGCCAAGUGCAACACCAAGAUCAUGGGGGAGGUGAUGCACGCCCUGAGGCAGACGUGGCACACCAGCUGCUUCAUCUGCGCAGCCUGCAAGAAGCCCUUCGGGAACAGCCUCUUCCACAUGGAAGACGGGGAGCCCUACUGUGAGAAAGACUACAUCACUCUGUUCAGCACCAAGUGCCACGGCUGCGAUUUCCCUGUGGAGGCUGGUGACAAGUUCAUCGAAGCCCUGGGUCACACCUGGCACGACACCUGCUUCAUUUGUGCAGUCUGCCAUGUGAAUCUGGAGGGGCAGCCGUUCUACUCCAAGAAGGACAAACCCCUGUGCAAGAAGCACGCGCACGCCAUCAACGUGUAGGAGCCCGGGCGGGGCAGGCGGGCCGCCGCCGCUGCUGCUGGAGGAACGGAGACCCUGACGGAUGGAGAGGGAAGCACCGAGCGCUCCUGAGUGUAACUUAGUCCUUCUCUGCACAGAUUGUGCAUUUGCCUAGUUCAGACUAGAAGCCAAAUGGAGGUUCCUAAGCCAAAGUAGUAAUUAACCCCAGACUGGACUUGCACCUCGGACGUUUAGGACCGCAUCCUGGGAACUCAAAAGUGAAAAACAAAAAGUAACUUUAACUUUCCCCAGCGAUGCACGGCCCGGGCCACCAGCGCCAGGCGAGCGGGCGGAGGAGGCUCCAAGGCCGGGCUCCGGGCUCCGGGCUCCGGGCUCCGGGCUCCGGGCUGGCAGCGCCACGUGCCGACGGGGCGGGUGUCCUCACGGGGCGGGGGUCCGCGGAGCCCAGGGGGCGCGGGGAGGCCUCCCUGCGGGGAGGAGGCGGCGUCCUGGCUGGUGCGGCUCGGACCUCAGGCCUCAGACCUCAGACCUGGAAGGAGCGCGGUCAGGGAGCCCCGCCUCGCAGGGCCAGGUCCUCCCUCCCCGCUCCCCCAGACCCCCUCCCCCCUCGCCCCCACCCUCCCAGCCAGAGGCGGUUCUGCAGCUCCGCUCUCAGUCGGAGGCCGCGACGUCCCAGACGCUUAGCUCCUUUACAAGUCGCGACGGGAAAGUGACCGGGUUUUCCCGGCUUCGCUUUACCGCGCGGGAGAGACUGAAAGCCGCCCGGUUCGGUCUGGCCUUGUGUGUGUGAGGCUGGGGCCCGCCGCCCCGCCCCCGGCGGCCCCGAAGCCCCGCCCCCGGCGGCCCCGAAGCCCCGCCCCCGGCGGCCCCGAAGCCCCGCCCCCGGCGGCCCCGAAGCCCGGCGGCCCGCCAGCGGGAAGGAGAGGGGCGGCGAUGGAACUGGGUGGCGGGUGGGCGGGGGCUGCCCACACUCGGGGCGGCGGGAGGCCCCCUCUGCCAGCGUCAGUCGGAAGGCAGGCCUCCCACCAGCACCGGCCCGCGCGCGGGUGCUGGAAGGAAGAGGGACUGACACUCAUCAUGGCCACUGGGGCUCAGGUUUUGAAAAUGUUUGAGCUGGGUUGAUCAAGCAAUUGUUUAUAAAUAUUUAUUAAAAUAGACUUGGGCCUUUAAACUUCUUUAAAAUAGCAGUACUAGCUAGCGUUGAGCAGGCAUCUGGGAGCUUGUGCUGAGUUGGAACCGGCGCCUGGUCUCCCCUCUGGGCAGCGACACGCGCGGUUGGAGUGGAGGCUUCUCUCAUGUGCAGGACGCUUAGCGCUCCCCCCCCCACCCCUGCCCGUGUGGGCCUCUCUGCACACUCGAAACCUUUCAUACGAGUGCGUUACACUUCUGAGCACAGCUUCCAGGGACUUUCUACCGAAUAUGUCCCUUCUCCCAAGAGAGGGAAGCAGCUAGGUGUGUCCCUCGCAGGAAGCCCAUGUCUCAUUCCCAGGGUAACCCCCAGCCCCCAGGGAGCAUCAGGGGGUGCAUGAGUGAGCUCCCACCAGGCCCUGUUCAGCGAGGGGCUGCGAGAGAGCCAGGCGCAGGAGAGCCUGCAGGUUCUGCAGGUUCUGCAGGAGCUGCAAAGUGCCUUGGACAUUCUGUUAUUUUUGGAAAGUUCAAAGGCACAGGGACAAGGAGGUUGCAGACUGUACAGAAAGGCUCUAGGCAGCUUUCUCUAAAACAAAACAAAGCAAAAUAAAACAAAACUAUUACAUUAUCAGGGCCUGGUCAUGAGGGAAGGAAAAAGUUCCUAGAAUUGUUCUCAAAAAUAUCUUUUAAAAUGGUACACACACACACACACACCGCACAGGUGAUGAUCAAAAAGUGUGUGAUCACUGAAAAGUGAAAUAUCUCAAAGGAGAACGUCAUAGUCCUUUAUUGGAUCGGUGUUUCUACAGCUCAGAGCUAGUGGAGAUUCUGAGGAACUCUUAUUUAUCAGAGCCCAAAACAAAAUGUUUUUUAGGGCAGCAGGGAAAGGAGUAGCUUUGAACAGGGUUUCUUCGUGUUUGUAAGUUUGUAUCGCCUCAGUGUGAAGGCCGUAUCUAUUUCAGCUUAACAUCAUGGAUGGCCUACAACACCAAACACAAUUUUUAAUAGUUCAUGGUGUAGAGUACACUUUGGAUCUGCAGUUUCUGUCCCCGUAUUGUUCACAUUUAUUUAACAUUUAUAAACAUUGACUCUUUGCAACAGAGUGACUUGGGCUUGCAGUGUUGGGGUUAGGAACCUAGCUUUUCUAAUGUUAACUUUUCAACACAGAUACUUUUGCUUUGGGAUUUCUUUUUUAAUUUUAAGAUUUCAGAAGUGGAAUGUAGUGUGUUAGAAGUGUGCACAAAACUAUUUGGCAUGGUUUUUGUUUUGAUUUUUCUUGCCAUGUGAAUUCUACUUUUUAGCAAAAUAAAACUCCCAAAAGACCACAAAAACA